Molecule: messenger RNA, 2508 nt
Organism: Engraulis encrasicolus (European anchovy)
Lineage: Eukaryota; Metazoa; Chordata; Actinopteri; Clupeiformes; Engraulidae
Gene: rnd1b
Product: Rho family GTPase 1b
Exons: 5
Coding region: 124-822 (232 amino acids)
Biological process (GO): small GTPase-mediated signal transduction
Cellular component (GO): cytosol
Molecular function (GO): protein kinase binding; GTPase activity; GTP binding
Source: RefSeq, a predicted model, not a curated record
GAGAGGACUACACGUCGAAUACAACUACGCGCAUCUUUUCUCACUGUUGCGUCUGUUCUCGCUCUAUCAUCUGUCGUUUUCUUGUCGUUACGCAUCUGAAUACAACACAUUUACGCGGUUACCAUGAAAGAAAGAAGAAACACACAGCCGAUGGUGGUGAGGUGUAAACUGGUUCUGGUCGGAGAGGUCCAAUGCGGAAAAACGGCAAUGUUACAAGUGCUGGCCAAGGAUUGCUACCCAGAGACAUACGUCCCCACUGUGUUUGAGAAUUACACUGCUUGCUUGGAACUGGAGGAGCAGCGUGUUGAAUUAAGCUUAUGGGACACAUCAGGCUCCCCAUACUAUGACAACGUCAGGCCGCUCUGCUACAGCGACUCUGAUGCGGUGCUGCUGUGCUUCGACAUCAGCCGACCAGACACGGUGGACAGCGGACUGAAGAAGUGGAGGACAGAGAUCAUGGACUUCUGCCCAAACACACGCAUCCUUCUGAUUGGCUGUAAGACUGACCUCCGCACAGACGUCUGCACGCUCAUGGAGCUGUCCAAUCAGAAACAAGUGCCCAUUACCUAUGAGCAGGGCUCGGCCUUCGCCAAGCAGCUGGGCGCGGAGACCUACCUGGAGUGCUCCGCCUUCACGUCGGAGAAGAGCAUCCACAGCGUGUUCCGCACGGCGGCGCUGGCCGCGCUCAACAAGCUGCAGGCGCCUCCCAAGCCCAGCCCCGCCCGCCGCCUCUCCAAGCGCCUGCUGCACCUGCCCAGCCGCUCCGAACUGCUCACCUCCACCUUCAAGAAGGAGAAGGCCAAGAGCUGCUCCGUCAUGUGAGCGACCCCACCCGACCCGACUCGACCCGACCUGAUCUGACGUGGUGGCGUGCGGCACAGCGGGGGGGUGAAGACGAGACGAAACCAAGCAAGCCAGACGACCUACUGUACAGCUGCAACAUCACCCACUGACCUCGCUCGAGUCAGAUAUGAUAAAUAUGCCAACCACCUCCCUCCCCCGCCACCUUCCUCUUGUUAUUUAGUGGUGGGGGGGGGCAUCCCCACUGGACUGGUUGAUUGGGGAAGGGGGGAUGGGGGUGGUAUAUGAUGGUGACAUCAUACACCAUGUUAAAAGGGUUAACCCAUGUAGACCCCCUUUUUCCCACCCCCCCAAACUUGAGAAAAAAAUGUGUAAAGAAGCAAAAGAAAAAAAAGUUGCUCAGGACGUGUGGACACUUGGUUUGGUUGAUGUCCAUGUUGUCCUGAAAAGCUUUUUCCGUGCAUAUCUGCUAUAUUUUUGUUCUGUUUUGUUUUUUGACUGUCUCAAACACUCUCUCUAUCGUCUUGGGAAACACCCUGAGAUCAUCUCCCAACUCAGUCUCAUUUUCGCUCACUGUAUAUUUCAAGAUUACUACUACUAUGUGCAACUGUAAAAAAAACAAGAAACAAAUGGUGACAGACGACAUGGUGACCAUUCGUAAAUCAUUCAACUGCUUCUGAGAGGUUAAGAGAAAACAGUGCAAACAGAAAACAUCAGCCUUUUUCAGGUGGUCUCAGAUGGUCUCAGAUGGUCCUAGGGAGCAUUAGAACAUCAGCCAUUUUAAGAUGGGUUUUUUUUUUUGCACAGAUAGUCUGUAUGCACUACCACGGGGAGAAAAGCAGGGAGAAGGCAGCUGGUCUGAACCCUGUAAAUAGAGCGGCCCUCGAUGGGCAAGCUGGUCAGGAGAGGAAGAGGAGGAGGAGGAGGAGGAUGAGGAGGAAGAGGAAGGUAGCAUCUCGUCCAAACUCUUAUCGCUGGCUCAGCCUGGCCCGUGAGGAGUUUAUACUGGCUGUUCCCUUACUGCUGGCUUUUGCGAGUUUUCGCAGAGUUUCCAGGUUCCAGAAUGGGAAUAUGGAAUACUCAAUAAAUAAUGCCUAAUACAGAACACUUCCCCAACCCACCCCAGCCCACUCCGUUCAGCUCUCUGCACCCACAGAGCCCUUUUGUAGUGAGAACUCAAAACUAAAAAGAGGGACAAGAGAGCUUUGGAGAAUUAUGCACAGGCGGUUAUAGAGGCUACCAAAGUUGUUGUUUUUUUUUUUUUUUUAAAGCACCCUCCCAUUAAAUAUUGUCUGAUGUGAAGGCUUCUGUUUUUAAAGAGGCAAUAAUAUCUAGCCGGCUCGGGGUUAGGAAGGAGGAGGAGGAGGAAGUGUCUACCCCUGGGUGGUGGUGGUGGUGGUGCAAUUGAGAGUGCGAUCCUAUUAACUUGAUGACUGGUAUCUGAGGGUCUGUGUGCUGCUACUGCUGCUCUUUGAGACUGGAGCUGACAGGAGCUGAAAACACACAUCUCCAACCAGCCCAGGCUAUCGGCCAGCAUAGACAGGGGAGUUUAAAAGGGGGGUUGCUGAGCUGAGCUGUUGGGUUUUAAAAGAGGGAUAUGGAGCUUGCUCUGAUACUGUUGGCUAUAAUCGGGGGCUGACUGAGACACAGAUCUGGGAUCAGCCCAGGGUAUCAUCCACCACAGACGAUGCAGGGAGUUUAUGGAGG